UAUUGGUCAAGAUUCUCUAAAUCAUCACAGUUCCAUGUGGGUCCUCUACUUCUUAUUAAAACCGCGUGCUUCCCAUUUUUUGGCUGGAACCUGAAGCUAAGUUUUAACUCUUUCAUUCACCUAAAUUAAAGCAUCUUCUGUGUCCCUGACCACUGGUUUUAAUACUUGGGUACACAUUUCCAUUGUCGAAUGUUGUACAGUUUUAGAAUAAUUCACUUUCACACAUUUUUUGCCACAAUUAUCUUGCGUGAUAGAUUGUAAUUUGUUGUAACAUGUAUGAAAGUAUGUGAUACUUGAAUUAUUCAUAGUUUUAAUGGCCAAGAUGCUAAAAAAUAGAUAAUUUUGAAACCCAAAAGUCCAAAACAAGUUGGUGUCGACAAAAACAAGAGUGGUUACUAAACAAAGUAAGAAAAUUACAAACUAAAAUGAGUUAUACGUGUUAGUUAUGUGAACUGCCCCAUAAUCCUAUAUGCCUUUACCUGUUUUUUUUUUUUAUGGGUUUCUUUAUACAUAGUUAUAAGUUCCAUGAGCUUCACACUCCCUUAUAAAGGUUCCCACUGAAAUGGUGAAAACCCAUAGAUGAAGAUAUAGAGAGAAUAUUCAGCAUUCCUUAAUUGUAAGUUUUCAUGUCUGUCCUUUUGAAUUGUUCAGUGGACUCUGUGCCUGCUUCAUUCUUAACUUCAUGGGUUUUGUUUUGUCUAAUUAAUAGAUUUUUUUUCUUCUUCUAAUUUUCUGCUUUAUUAUUGUUAUUUUGAGUGACCCUUUUCUCCUUUAAGCUGUCAUGUUAAUGCAAGAAUUAGUAAUGACCACUUUACUUUGUUCAAGAUUUUUGUGGUUCUGGAUUGCAUCUGCUGUUACUUUACAUUUCAUCUGAACAUGAAACAAUGUUAUGAAACAAAAUAAAACAUUUAUUUUGUUGCAACUUGCUAAGAGGUAAUGUGACGAAACUCACAGGUUAACUUCACUUUCUACAUGAAAAAUGAGAUAGUACUUGUGGCUGGUAAAAAUUUGGUAUACUUUUCCUUUCACAUGAUUCGUAACAAGUCUAUGUACGGAAAAAGUUGCUUGACUCGUGUGUCUUGAGUGUUCUUGUGGUGGUUAACAAAUUUGGUGCUGCGGUAUAUUUUCAUCGUAGAUCAAAUCCACUGGUUGAAGACACAUCUCUGCCUUUUCUCAAACGCUAUGGCUACUGGUAGAUCAAGAUAUGUGAGAUUUCGAGAUGAUCUUGAAACUGCAAACUGUACACCACCCAAUGAUAGUCAUUUGUUAAUGCCAACUCAUAACAUCAAUGAUAAACAGGCACCUGAUUUGUGCCUGAGGAGUACUGAGAAAGAUGCAAUAGGCAAGUACUCUCUUGGAAGAGAACUUUCCAAAGUCUUCUCUGAGGAUUAUGAUGUGGUGGAGAAGAUAAUAUUGGAUCCUCAGGGACCUGUUUCAAACAGAUGGAACAAAAUCUUCUUGUUGGCAUGUUUGCUUUCUCUUUUCGUGGACCCCUUGUUUUUUUACUUACCAGUGGCUAAGGAAGAGGCGUGCAUUGAAGUUAUGGAGUCCCUUGAAGUAGCCCUUACUAUCAUUCGGUCAAUGAUUGAUGCAUUUUACGUUGUUCAGAUUUUUGUUAGAUUUCGAACGGCUUAUGUUGGUCCAUCCUCUCGAGUAUUUGGGAGAGGAGAGCUUGUUAUUGACCCUUCAAAGAUUGCUUCAAGAUACCUUCGCAAAGGCUUUUGGCUAGACCUUGUGACUGCCCUACCCCUUCCACAGAUAUUGAUUUGGGCUGCAAUCCCAAAUUUAAGAGGUUCAGAAAUUACCCCUACAAGUAUUGUUGUUCGCUUCCUUAUCAUUUUCCAGUACCUCCUGAGGUUAUAUCAUAUCUAUCCGCUCACAUCUGAAAUUGUCAAGGCCAAUGGGGUUAUGAUGGAAACAGCAUGGGCUGGAGCUGUAUACAAUCUGAUGCUCUGUAUGUUGGCAAGUCAUGUUUUAGGAUCCUGUUGGUACCUCUUAUCCAUUCUACGACAAGAAGAAUGUUGGAUGAAAGUUUGCAGUCUUGAACAACAUGAUUGCAAAUAUUGGUUUUUAUAUUGCAGUAAUGUAGAUAACCCUAUAAGAGCUGCUUGGUUCAAAUCCAGCAAUAUCUCAAGUCUAUGUGCUGGAACUAGUGACUUCUUUCAGUUUGGCAUUUAUGGUGAGGCAGUGACUUCUGGAACUACAUCCUCAAGGUUCUUCAACAAGUACUACUUCUGUCUUUGGUGGGGCCUGAGGAAUCUGAGUAGUUUGGGACAGAAUCUCUUCACAAGCGCUUAUAUUGGAGAAAUAAGUUUUGCUUUUGUGAUCGUGAUCCUUGGAUUGGUGCUUUUUGCACUGCUUAUAGGGAAUAUGCAGAUGUACCUCCAAUCCACGACUAUUAGACUGGAAGAGUGGAGAGCUAGGAGGACUGAUACAGAACAAUGGAUGCAUCACAGGCAACUACCACGUGACUUGAAGCAGAGUGUGCGAAGGUAUGAUCAAUACAGAUGGGUUGCAACUCGGGGAGUUGAUGAGGAAGCCAUUCUUAAAGAUCUCCCCAUGGAUCUCAGACGAGAAAUCAAACGCCACCUGUGUUUAGAUCUAGUUCGGAAAGUACCACUUUUUGAUCAAAUGGAUGACAGGAUGCUAGAUGCAAUCUGUGAAAGGCUGAAACCUUGCCUAUGUACACCUGGCACUUGCCUAGUUCGCGAGGGUGAUCCUGUCAAUGAGAUGCUUUUCAUUGUACGAGGCCACUUAGACUCUUGCACCACCAAUGGUGGUCGCAGUGGUUUCUUCAAUUCAUGCAGCAUUGGAGCAGGGGACUUCUGUGGUGAAGAAUUGCUAACCUGGGCCCUGGACCCUCGUCCAAAUGUUGCGCUUCCUUCAUCUACACGCACAGUAAAAGCCAUCACCGAAGUUGAAGCUUUUGCUCUCAUUGCUGAGGACUUGCAGUUUGUAGCAGCCCAAUUUCGCACUCUGCACAGCAAGAAAGUCAGGCAGACAUUUAGGUUUCACUCUCACCAAUGGAGGACAUGGGCUGCAUGUUUUAUACAAGCAGCUUGGUUUCGAUAUAAAAGACUGAAAGAAGCAGCUGAGCUCAAGAAGAGGGAGAGUCUGGUGGCAUCUGUGCCUAAAUCUGCACCAGAAGAGAGUUCAUCCUUCCCUCCAUAUGGCUCAAGCUUUACAACCUAUGCAGCAAAAUUGGCAGCAAGCACUAGGAGAGGUGGAAGCAAGAGGUGUGGAACUCAAUUUGACAUUCUAAACUCAUUACAGAAGCCAGUUGAACCUGAUUUUACUGUUGAAGAUAGAUGAAGAAAAAUCCUUGUACUUUGUGAAGUGCCAAAUAUCAGUAUAUAUAUAUAUAUAUAUAUAUAUGUAUUUAGUUCUCUUUUGUGUUACCUUACUAUUCUGCAGGUUUGGGCACAAAAUUCAUGGCAAUGCCUUAGUGGUUCAGUCUUUACAUUGAUUAUUCUCAUGUAGGUUUUGUUGCUUAGGCAUUGUUUCAUUGUUAAGAAUGAUAACUUAUA
This is a messenger RNA of Quercus lobata, 3527 nucleotides long. RefSeq names its product protein CNGC15b-like. The record is from RefSeq and is a predicted model, not a curated record. The transcript is spliced from 7 exons. Lineage: Eukaryota; Viridiplantae; Streptophyta; Magnoliopsida; Fagales; Fagaceae. Gene Ontology annotation, biological process: transmembrane transport; potassium ion transport. Gene Ontology annotation, molecular function: voltage-gated potassium channel activity. Bases 1183 to 3312 code for a protein of 709 amino acids. Gene Ontology annotation, cellular component: membrane.